Nelumbo nucifera (sacred lotus) is the source of this 6142-nucleotide messenger RNA. RefSeq lists its product as uncharacterized. The record is from RefSeq and is a predicted model, not a curated record. NCBI's taxonomy places the organism in Eukaryota, Viridiplantae, Streptophyta, Magnoliopsida, Proteales, Nelumbonaceae.
UGUACUCCUUUUUCAGAGCUGUCCCCGCGUUAAUUAAGGAAAUGCUGGGAAAAGCUCUGGCGAGUCGUAUAAAACCUCCUUAGUCACGCCCAAAGUUCAAGAAAACUUUGAGAGCUCAAUGGAGAAUCCAUGUCCAUGGUGUUUUUCACCUUUGAGGUUGGGUUUCAUAUCAGAGUCGUCGUUGUUUGUAGGUGAAGUUUGAACACGUUUCGGUAUAAUUCAGUGGCGUGGUGAACGAACAAUCUAAUGCUCUUCCAUGUACACCAGAGGAGUAUUUGGUUUAUGGUCGCUUUGUGAUGGAGAACAACGGGGAAGCCGGAGACGAUCAAGGCUCGGGAUGGUUUCAAGUCAAAAAGAAGCACAAAACUAGCUCAAAGUUUUCAAUACAAAAUUUGGUAGGGGGGUUCUCUAGCAAAACCCCUUCGACUUCUCUGCACAGUCAGCCUUCAUUGAAUGAUAGAACUGGAAAUUCCCAAGCCAGGCAGAAAUCUGAGUCUUCUAAAGGCGGGGGAGAUGCUUCACUUCAUGUCCAAGUGGGCGGUGAAUAUUCUUUUUCUGCAUCCAAAGAAGCAGAGAAGACUGCACAUGACCUUGUUAAAUGUACCGCAAAUCAAGAUUCUGAACUUCCCAAACCAUCUUAUUUUAGAUCCAUAAGCACUACAAAUUCAAAUAAUCAAGAAGUUAUCCAAAAGGAAAAGCUGGAUAUGAUUCCCAAAAUUAAGUGGGGUGAUCUAGAGGAUGAUGCUCUGGUGCUGCAUCAUGAUAUUACAGAUAGAACUGAAAUCAAGUUUGGUGAUAUUGGGGUUGAUAAUUUGGCAGUGUGCAGAAAGUCAGUAAAUGCUAAUGAUUCAAUGUCAUCUGUUCCUUCUUGUACUGCUGCUCCCCCAGUGGAUGUAGAGGUGGUAACAUCCAUCGAUGCGGAGCAUGUUCCUUGUCAAACGAGUACAAUGAUUCAAAGGGAUAAACCUUUGGAGCACUAUAAAGAGCUGAAUGAGACAUCUUCAAAAAAUGUGGGAUCACCAAAAGCAGAUGAGAAAAUACUUGGUCCAAAUGAUGGUGUUGAAAAUAUAGAGGAAAUCAAUCACAAACAUGUCAUGCCCACUAGGGGUGCUGCCAUAGAUGGUUUGGAUUCAAAUGAUCUGUAUAGUCAAAACUCUCUUUCUUCAGCAAAUCAAGAGGUUGGGAUGGUGAUGACACCCAAAGGAGCUGAAAGCAAAUCUAAUGAUGAUGCUUUAAAUGUUUCUGCAGUGCCAGUGGCAAAUGGGCUUCCAUGCAUUAUUGUGGGUACCCAAGAUCCAGUCUUACUUUCAGAAGAAAAAAAUGUUCCUGAAACUUCAGAUGAUGCUUUGGUCAGAGAAGCUGUUGAAGGCUGCAGUUCCAAGCAGGAUGGUGCAAUAGAUGUUGAUCUGUCACAGGCCCAGAUAAUGACUGCCCUUGGGGAAGGUGAAUUGGGUGAAAGCAGAGAAAGGUUUAGGCAGCGGCUUUGGUGCUUUCUCUUUGAGAAUCUUAAUAGAGCUGUGGAUGAACUUUAUCUUCUCUGUGAAUUGGAAUGCGAUUUGGAACAGAUGAAAGAAGCUAUUCUUGUUCUUGAAGAAGCUACAUCAGAUUUUAAAGAGCUGAAAUCUAGAGUGGAAGGAUUUGAGAAGGGGUCUUCCCCUCGGCUAUCAAUUGAUGGGAGGCCAGUAAAUGUUAAGUCUGAGCACCGCCGUCCACACGCUCUCUCUUGGGAGGUUCGGAGAAUGACUACUUCGCCUCACAGAGCAGAAAUACUAUCUUCAUCUCUUGAGGCAUUCAAGAAAAUUCAACAAGAAAGAGCAAGAAUGGCUUCUGUACAUGAUACAAAAACACCAGGUCCUGGAUGUCUAAAUGCCUGCCAUGUUUCUAGUGAUCAUCCAAAUAAGACAUCUGGGAGAAAUGAUGUCAUACCAAGUUCUAAAGAAUCAGUAAUGAAAUCAAGGAAGCAAAUUGGCGUUCCAGAUUUCAGCCACGGAAACUUGUGUGGAGAGAAGCAGAAUAUAGAAACAGGCAGGUUGAACAAAGAGUAUUUAGAACAAAAUAGCCAUACCCUUCUGCAGAAUUUAUCUGUCUCUGAUCCUAAUUCAUCUCAAGUGACUUUGAAGGAGACCCCUGUUUCUUCUGUUGCUGGAAAGAGCAGGAAAGAACACACUGCACCAGUUUCUGAAAUGGAGAAGUUGGUGCCUAAGAAGGAUAAAUUGUUGACUGAAAGUAAGGUUGAGAAGAAUCCCAAGUCCAUGGACUCCCUGAAAAAGCAAGCUCUGCUCUCUGAGAAAGAAAAGGAUAAAAGAAAUGUAGCAUCAUGGAAAUGCAUGGAUGCUUGGAAGGAGAAGAGAAAUUGGGAGGACAUACUUGCAACUCCAUUGCGCAGCUCUUCUCGUGUUUCACAUUCACCAGGCAUGAGCAGGAAAAGUAUGGACCGUGCCCGCAUUUUACAUGACAAACUAAUGUCUCCAGAAAAGAAAAAGAAGACUGCUUUGGAUCUAAAAAAGGAAGCAGAAGAAAAGCAUGCACGAGCAAUGAAGAUUAGAAGUGAGUUGGAGAAUGAAAGGGUGCAAAGGCUACAGCGUACAUCAGAGAAGUUGAACCGUGUUAAUGAAUGGCAGGCUGUUCGAAACAUGAAAUUGAGAGAGGGAAUGUAUGCUCGACAGCAACGUAGUGAAUCCCGACAUGAAGCUUAUCUGGCUCAAGUUGUGCGAAGAGCUGGUGAUGAAAGCAGCAAGGUUAAUGAGGUGCGAUUCAUUACUUCCUUGAAUGAAGAGAAUAAAAAGCUUAUGCUUCGCCAGAAACUUCAUGAUUCAGAACUGAGGAGAGCAGAAAAGCUACAAGUGAUGAAGAUUAAGCAGAAAGAGGAUAUGGCAAGAGAAGAAGCUGUGUUAGAACGUCGGAAACUCCUUGAAGCUGAAAAACUGCAGCGUCUUGCUGAGACACAGAGAAAGAAGGAAGAAGCUCAAGUAAGAAGAGAAGAAGAACGCAAAGCUUCAAGUGCAGCACGUGAGGCAAAGGCUGUAGAACAACUACGUAGAAAGGAAGUUAGAGCCAAAGCUCAACAAGAGGAAGCUGAACUAUUAGCCCAAAAGUUAGCUGAGAGACUUAGUGAAAGUGAACAACGUCGAAAAUUCUACCUAGAGCAAAUACGGGAAAGAGCUUCAAUGGAUUUCAGAGACCAAUCUUCUCCUUUACUGCGCCGUUCUUCAAACAAAGAGGGCCAGGGUAGGUCUAUGUCAAACAGCAACAGUGAAGAUCAUCAAGCAAACAACACUUCUAGUUUAGGAGUUUCUGCUCUGCAGAGUGACAAUGCUGCACUACAGCAUCCACUGAAGCGAAGAAUUAAAAAGAUUCGGCAAAGACUUAUGGCUCUGAAAUAUGAAUUUAUAGAACCUCCAGCUGGUUCUGAGUGCACAGGUAUUGGAAAUAGAGCCCUUGUGGGAACUGCAAGGGCAAAACUUGGAAGAUGGCUUCAGGAACUUCAAAGACUUAGACAAGCCAGAAAAGGAGCUGCAAGCAUAGGAUUAAUAGUUGGAGAUAUGAUCAAGUUUUUGGACGGAAAGGACUCUGAGCUUCAUGUAUCACGCCAAGCUGGUUUGCUUGAUUUCAUUGCUUCUGCACUGCCUGCUUCUCACAUAUCAAGGCCUGAAGCUUGCCAGGUGACAACAUAUCUCUUAAGACUCCUGCGGGUGGUUCUGGUUCUGCCUGCCAACAGGAGUUAUUUUCUUGCACAGAAUCUAUUGCCUCCGAUUAUCCCCAUGCUGUCUGCAGCUCUUGAGAAUUAUAUCAAGAUUGCAGCAGCUUUAAAUGUUACUGGAAGUGCUAAUUCAUUGUCCAAUAAAAUGUCAACGGAUAAUUUUGAAUCAAUUUCUGAAGUACUGGAGGGCUUCUUGUGGACUGCCACAGCAAUUAUUGGAUAUAUUGCCUCUGAUGAACGACAACUCCAAAUGCAAGAUGGUCUUGUGGAGCUUGUGGUUGCUUAUCAAAUUAUUCACCGGCUUCGUGAUCUUUUUGCUCUCUAUGAUAGGCCCCAGGUGGAAGGAUCUCCAUUUCCUUCAUCUAUUCUCUUAAGUUUAAAUCUUUUGGCUGUUUUAACAUCCAGAACAAGAACAAUUUCUUCUAUCAAUUGGGAUUCUUUUCCAUCCAAAAUGACACCAGUGGAUGAAUCUUUAGAAGCUAAGCCUGCACCAUCUGCAGAUCCUAUGGGUUCCACUGAAAGCAUAGCCAAUGGAGAUUCUGGUUUGAUUCCAUCUCUUGUAAACACACAUGCAGAGACACAUCUUUUGGAAGUACACGAGGACAGACCAUUGGAUGUAUCAUGCAGCACAAGCAGACAGGAUGAGUCAUCAUCUGGUGUAAGGGAUUUUUCUACAGAGAUGACUGAUAUUCCAGUUGAGAUGAAUAAUGUUCACUUUGCUUCCAAAGUCCAUGUGACAAAUAUUCCAGCUGUAUCCCGCAAAGGUUUGAUUGAAGGACAAGCAAAUUCACCUCCUAAGGAUGAGAAGAGUUUGGUGGAUAAUGGUACAGAACACAAGAAUGAAGACAUUCAGGGCUCUAAGCAGCUUGUAGCACUUCUUCUCUCUGUUAUAUCUGAGACUGGCCUAGUCAGUCUUCCUUCACUCUUGACAGCAGUUCUGUUACAGGCAAACAGCAGAUUGUCCUCCGAGCAGGCAUCUUAUGUUCUUCCAUCAAAUUUCGAAGAAGUGGCUACUGGAGUAUUAAAAGUGUUGAACAAUCUAGCUCUGUUGGAUAUUACUUUUAUGCAGCGAAUGCUAGCCAGACCAGACCUAAAAAUGGAAUUCUUCCACUUAAUGAGUUUCCUCCUUUCUCAUUGUACAAGCAAGUGGAAAACAGCAACUGAUCAGUUGGGUCUGCUUCUGCUUGAAUCUCUACUACUCCUUGGCUACUUUGCUUUGUUCCACCCUGAAAAUCAAGCUGUCCUUCGAUGGGGCAAAAGUCCAACCAUCCUUCACAAGGUCUGUGAUCUGCCAUUUGUGUUCUUUAGUGAUCCUGAGUUGAUGCCCAUCUUGGCCAGCACCUUAGUAGCUGCCUGCUAUGGAUGUGAGCAGAACAAAGGUGUAGUUCAGCAAGAACUCAGUACAGAAAUGUUGCUGUCCUUAAUUAGAUCAUGCAGAACUGGGUCUGCCAAUCAGUCUGAUCCAUCGCCAACAGACUAUCCCACCACAGAAGAUCCAUGUGAAACUAACCAGUUGGGUUCUGAUUCUAAAAAGCUUCAAGGUGAAUUCUCUCUCAGAUCUAGCCGUUACAAUCCAAGAAGCACUAGGGUUCCUUUGGGAAGGAAUGGCUCCUUGGGUAGCACUAGAAUCAGCAAGGUGAGAAACCAAAGGGAUGGAAAAGCAACAAUAAAAACUUGUGAAGAAUGGGCCCUCAAGCACAACAUGCCAGCUUCAGAGGCGGCUUCUACUUUCAUGUUGCACAGUAGGUUGCCUAGCAGCUUUAUUGACAAGGCAGAGGCAUUCUUUUCAGUAGAUUUGCCAAAGUGUGUGUGGUGAAGAAUUAAUUGGCUAAUUCAAAGCUCUUUGAUCUAACAUCAUUUCAAGUUACAAAGUUGUGCUUUGUAGUGUACUUCGGGAUGUUGGCAUCAUGACGGAUGAUCAUUCAGAUGCUAAGUUUGCAUUCUUCUUAUAGAAACUACUCAAGAUUGGCUUUAUUGCUUUCAAUCUACCGAGUAGCAGAAGCUUUAGUUGGCACAACUGAGAGUAUUUUCUUGACAGUGGUGGAUGAAGUGAUUUUUGCGAUCUGUGCCAGCCAGUUUUUGUUGAAGCAAUUGUACAGCUACCACACUUAAAAAUAGACAGGGAGCCAUACUUAGAAUAAAAUGCUGGCAAUGAACUCUUUGAAGUUGUCAGUAUUGGAGCUUUGAAACCCUAAAGAAAUGGGGUUCUGUAUAUUACAGGGUAAAUUUGAUCAACCACAGGCUAAAGUCCAUGGGAGUUACUUUAAUCCACUUUUUCCUCUAUCUUUUGUUUUGGUGAUGUUAUUCCCAGAUGAUUAAAAUACACAAUACUGGGCGUGUUUUUAUGCCUUGUACUUGUUUUUCACCAAAACAGGCUCAAAUCUUGUAUUCUUACUCAUUAUUGAUAAUCUAACGCAAGUGCAUUAUUUUAUGCUAGGAUUA